GUAUUCCCGUCCUAUCAAUGUGCUGUGAUGCUAGCCGCGUCAGGCUGCCAGUUUCCCAGCCUCUUCCAGUGCCACCAGCGCAUCUCACAGAGGGAUCUUGAGGAAGAAGAAGAAGAAGAAGAAGAGACCAGUGAGACUGGUCCAGGGGGGCCAGAUCUUAAAAGGCCAUUUAAAGCCUCGAGGGAGGUGUGAUAAACCCAGCUGCGUUUAGAGAGGAUGCUGCGGCCAAUCCAGGGGGAUUUGUAAGGGAGAGGCGCUCCACCCUUUCCUGAAUGGCAACUCUUAUCUGCCAGACAUGGUUGUGCAUGCCCUGCCUUGCUGCAAUCAAUAUUAGGAGGAAGCUUGUGUGCGCUGACAUUGGGAUAUUCCUGCCAGGGAUCACCAUGCCAUUGCAGGGCUGACAUCCCUGGAUGCUGCUGCUGGCUGGAGAUUGGAGCUAUGCAGGAGGACGCACCAACUCUCCUGCAGCCUGAAGGUUACCUGCAACAGCAACCUCUGCUCCUGUAGGGGGGGAACAGGCUAGCUCAUCAGGAGUUACAGUGGCUCUGCUGACCACUUCCAGCACCGUGCUGUGGCUGGCAAUCCCCACCACUCACCACCACCCCAGUCUCGCCUUGGACGUUGCCUGGUGGAUGUGUAUGCAUGACUUCAGCACCGAAUGGGCGCAAGAAUCGCCCCAGGUCGCAAGGAUCUCUCUUCCAAAUCGGCAACAAAGCGCUGCCCAGAGACCUUGAGCGCAGGGAGAGCUCGGAGAGCCCCCUCAAAUCCCAGAGAACCCUGGACCACUGCAAAAUGCUUGUCCAGGAUUUCAACACCCAGGUGGCACUGUAUCGUGAAUUAGUCAUUUCCAUUGGGGAUGUGUCAGUAAGCUGUCCCUCCCUGCGGGCUGAAAUGCAGAAAACUCGAACCAAAGGCUGUGAGAUGGCUCUCCAGGCGCACCAAAAACUCUCCUCCAUCUCGGGAGCAGAAGAUGGUGAGAUCCACCCUGAAAUCUGCCGACUUUACAUCCAGCUGCAAUGUUGCCUGGAAAUGUACACGACCGAAAUGCUGAAAUCCAUGUGUCUUCUAGGCUCCCUUCAGAACCAGCGGAAAGGAAGAGAGCAUUGUGUAGGUCCAAAGAUCAUAGACUACAAAUUGGAUGAAUGUUCAGAGGUUCCAAUCCUAGAAGAUACAUCAUCGUCACCACUUGAUUCCCAGCAUUGUUGGCAGGUUUCCACAGACAUUGAGAACACAGAAAGAGACAUGAGGGAAAUGAAGAACCUCUUAAGCAAACUCAGGGAGACCAUGCCUUUGCCAUUAAAAAACCAAGAUGACAGUAGCCUCCUCAAUUUAUCACCUUAUCCCCUCGUCAGAAGAAGAAAGAGAAGGUUCUUUGGAUUGUGUUGCCUCAUCACCAGUUAAAAGCAAAAAAAAAAAAAGCCAUUAUUUCUGCAAAUUUGUUAUAACUUGACCUUUGCUGUCAUAUAUCAUAUUGAGGUUGGUUAAUUCAUUAUGUAUUCAGUGUUGCCUAAACUGCCUUGUUUCAAAUCUUCUUCAGUCUGGAGAUUAAUGCUGUCACUGAACUUUGAACUUGUCAGGAAACAGCGUAUGUGGCAAAAACACCAAUGAUUGGUUGGAAAGGUUCUAACAAACUUUAUGAACACGUGUAAAGUUCACGGGCAUAAAAUAAAUAUGCAAAAUGCUUUGAUGUCCAAGUAUUGUGCAAUAGGAAUGUCAUUGCAUCAGCAUCACAAUGGAGUUUUGAUAUGGAGAUGGUGACAGCAAAUAUUACGCGAAUAUCAAUGUAUCAAUGGCCAAUAACUGUAUUUUAAUUUGUAUUCUUUUCUCUUGUCUGAAUUACACUUAGUCUUCCACAGUUCAUCAGGAUUUUGUCCAAGAUUUCAGCCAAGUUAUCUGUUGACUAGAGGAUGAAAAAUGAAGUAAUUAUGUACUUAUAGCUUGUAAAUAUAUUGUCAUCUCAAUGAUGAUCAUCAGUAUUUUCCUUUAAACCAGAAAGUGUGGUUUUCACAAUCUUGAAUCUAUUAUGUCAACUUCCCCAGCUAUAUCCUCAUGACCUAGUAAGACAAUGUAUCAUACUGUAUACUGUUACUGUAGGAAGUUUAAGCAUGGUGUCUGCACAUUGCCAUAGUGGUAAAUCUGAUAGGGCAUGCCAGCGUUAGCUCAAAUUUAAAUAUUCCCUACAUUUUACAUUGUUAAUAAAACUUUUUUAGUUAAA
Messenger RNA from Pseudophryne corroboree (corroboree frog), 2215 nucleotides. It is a transcript of the gene RGS7BP, whose product is annotated as regulator of G protein signaling 7 binding protein. Gene Ontology annotation, cellular component: nucleus; neuron projection; postsynapse. The coding region runs from base 643 to 1401 and encodes 252 amino acids. NCBI's taxonomy places the organism in Eukaryota, Metazoa, Chordata, Amphibia, Anura, Myobatrachidae. The transcript has 6 exons. Gene Ontology annotation, biological process: G protein-coupled receptor signaling pathway. The record is from RefSeq and is a predicted model, not a curated record.